Messenger RNA from Funneliformis geosporum, 286 nucleotides. The record is from the annotation of a GenBank genome assembly. Lineage: Eukaryota; Fungi; Glomeromycota; Glomeromycetes; Glomerales; Glomeraceae.
CGGUCGACCUCCUUUUUAUAUUAAGGAUGAAGAAUACGACCUAAGUUUAGCUAUCGAAAUUUUGGGUGGACUUAGAGAAACGAUCAUUCCUGGCACACCUGAAGAUUAUGUGAAUAUCUACACUGGGUGCUGGGAUAAUGAGCCAGAUAAUCGUCCAUCAAUGGAUCAAGUAGUUGAUAAAUUAAAUGCAAUUAUAUCAAACAUAACUGAAAACGAUCAAAUGAAUAAUUCUGAAUCAAAUAACUUCCAAGCUGUUUCUAAUUUAUACAGAUCUUCAGAUAUUUAA